Naegleria lovaniensis is the source of this 1449-nucleotide messenger RNA. RefSeq lists its product as uncharacterized. Gene Ontology annotation, biological process: protein monoubiquitination; interstrand cross-link repair. NCBI's taxonomy places the organism in Eukaryota, Heterolobosea, Eutetramitea, Acrasida, Naegleriidae. Gene Ontology annotation, molecular function: ubiquitin protein ligase activity. Bases 1 to 1449 code for a protein of 482 amino acids. The record is from RefSeq and is a predicted model, not a curated record. Gene Ontology annotation, cellular component: Fanconi anaemia nuclear complex; nucleus. The transcript has a single exon.
AUGAAAAGAUGGCAACAAGAUUUCUCUUCAUCACAUCAUCAUCAUCAAGAUUCUCGGGAAAAGAAGAGUCCUAUUCCUUUGGAAUUACCAUUGCUGGUUCCUCGGGAUAAGAAUUUUACGAGUUAUCAUGGAUUUAUUACUUUGGAUCACGAUGAUGAUCAAACAUUGUUGGAAUGGCCUUGUCAAGUACAUUUUCAACCAAAAAUCAAUACAACUGUUGGCCGAUCUAAUCAUCAGGAUGGCACUCAUCAUUACGAUAUCAAUCAUGGACUACAAGAUAAAAAAUUACAAUCAGUACAGAUCUUAACAUGUCCUUCCUUACAGGAAUUGUUAGCUAAAAAACCAAAUACAACACGUUCAGCAUCAUCCUCUUCCAAUCAGCCAAUACCACAAACUUUUGAACACUUGUUGGUGAAUAGACUUUUAAAAUGUCAUCAAAAUGAUGUGGAUGCACCCUUCUCGCAACAAUGUGCAAAUCUAUUGUGUGAAAUGAAAAAUUCGCUCUCUCAAAUACAUUCUCUAAAUUCAAACGUGCUCCCAACGACAAGUGUCAAGAACGAAAAUUUAUUUAAUCCAGGAGCAUUUUACAAGCAAUUUUUAAAACAAGUGGAUGAAAUUGGAUGGAAUAAGGUAGCAGAUUUAAAAGUAGACUUAUCCACGGUUACUCUGUGCAUUACUGAUUUACAAGAUCGAAAUCACUACGUUGAAGUCCAUACGUCAACCAUGGACACAAUGGCUGAGAUUCCACCGGAAUGCCAAGCGCUUGUGGAUGCAGAGUUGAGCAAAAUAUCCUCAUCCCAUAUUGUACGAAAUGAUGUAAUGAUAGACGAUGAUAACACUCAACAUGUAUUAUCAUUGAGUGUUAUUCAUGACAAGUACAGGGAGAUGAUUGAGAAGUUGUCUGAUUUUUUCACAGUGAUUGAGGAUUUUGACGAGCAUUUGAGAAUUUUGGAACCUGAAAAACCCACGCGUAGCCAUACUAUGAGACGUAUUGUUAUUGGAAAUCACUGCUCACUUCAACUGCAAAUAGAUCCAUUUAAACCAAGAGAGAGACCAAAAGACAUCAAAUUACUCGGUUCUGACUCGAUCAUUUCUCCACUGCGUUUAAAAAUGAAUCAGAAUCGAAACAAGUGGGAUUUGAACAAGUUAUUACGAGAGAAUCUUGAAACAGUCAUGGAGAUUACAUUUCCAGCCAAGAAGAGUACAGAUCCAAAUGUCAUGAACACUGAAGAAGAAUACUCUGAGAAUUGUGGUGUUUGUUAUUCGUACCGUAUGAACAUGAAAGUUCCAGAUAAGGUUUGUGACAAUGAGAAAUGUGGCAUGCCAUUCCAUACAGAAUGUUUGGUUGAGUGGCUGAGAUCUAUUCCAGGAACACACCAAUCAUUUGAUACCAUGUUUGGUUCAUGCCCUUAUUGCUCUUCUCCAAUUAGCGUGUCUAUCAUCAAGUAG